This is a messenger RNA of Phyllopteryx taeniolatus (common seadragon), 3001 nucleotides long. RefSeq names its product oxysterol binding protein-like 7 (gene osbpl7). The transcript is spliced from 22 exons. The coding region runs from base 184 to 2724 and encodes 846 amino acids. The record is from RefSeq and is a predicted model, not a curated record. Gene Ontology annotation, cellular component: intracellular membrane-bounded organelle; cytosol; plasma membrane. Lineage: Eukaryota; Metazoa; Chordata; Actinopteri; Syngnathiformes; Syngnathidae. Gene Ontology annotation, molecular function: cholesterol binding.
UGGUGCGCGCCUCGUGAGCGCGCAUCCUGGACAGCCAAGUGCUUGACAAGCUCACCGCACCUGAUGGUUCUGGUCCUGCUAUACUGGACCCUCUGGAGGCUCGUGAAGGACGGACCAUGAUCCACGCGGCUGAGGUCCAGGCGCUCGGCGGGGUACGUCGCAUCAGACAGUGACAUCAACACAAUGAAUUCCUAUGGCUCGGCCCUCAAUCGCAGCCAGUCGCUGGCGAGCGGCCUGGAGAAGUCGUCGCCCACCUGGACAAAAGCUCCUCACUCCCGGAGCAGCAGCACGCUGUCGUCUCGACACUCGCGACAGCUGAUCAAAGACUGGGAAGUGGUUGAGGGCGUCCAAGUUGACGCGAACGCCGCGGGGGAACAUCCUCAGGAGAUGAACACUCCAGGCGUCUGUGAGGGUUAUCUUCUCAAGAGGAGGAAGUGGCCUCUUAAAGGCUGGCACAAGCGAUACUUUGUCCUGGAAGGAGGGAUCUUGAGAUAUUGCAAAAAUCAACAAGAUGUGUCCAUAGGAAGAGUGCAGGGCUCUCUGGACAUAAGCAGCGCUGUCAUGUCCAUCAACAAGAAGUCCAACCGGAUUGACUUGGAUGCAGGGGACAUUCUGUAUCACAUGAAGGCAAAGAGCCACGAGCUCUUUUACAUUUGGGUGACCAAGCUGCAGGCGCAUCGCUCAUACAAGAAGAGCGCCGUCCACAACAACGGACACCUGCUGACGCUCACGCCUGACGUCGCUUCCCUCAGCGGACAGCCAAAGUGUUUUCCGCAGGCCGCCGUCAACAGCAAAGUGUCGGCGUGGCUGCAGCAGAGUCCUCCUCCUGACACCUGUGCACAAGAACUCAACCGUUGCAAUUUGGACCUUUCCGAAUUGAACCGGCUGAUCCAGAGGCUGCAGCAGUUGGACGCGGGCCAGACGUUCACAAACGGGGAACUGCAGCGUAUCAUCAGCACACAGAAUCUUUCCCUGGAGAAGCCAAAGAAGCAAAAGCCAGGAAGAGUGUGGGGUCACUCUCGCACACUGUCCAGAGUGGAAGCACUGGGAAUGCCUGUUCGUUGGAGGACAAAAUCGUUAUCGUCCGGCCCUCUGAGCAGCUCCUCCCACUUCGGCGCCUCCGUCCCAUCCAUCCCGGACUACGUCUGCUCCCAGCUGUCCCUCCCCAACGCCGUCGCAUCUGCCGAGGGCAAGAAGAUCCAGCAGGACAUCUGUGCCGUGUCGCUGCGAGUCCUGUCUUCGCUCCAAACGGUCCACCACACUCUUAGCCAAGACAGGCAGAAGCUGCAGGAAGUCUGGGAAAACAACAACGCCCGCCAGCCUGACACAGAACAGGGGGCGGCAGGGAGGCGUUCGUCACACAGGCCUCCCUCGGUGGCCGAGUCGACGGCCGAGUAUUUCGACGCCAGCGACGAUUUCCUCUUCGGGAGUUCCUCCGACGUGUCGGAUGAGUCGGGACUGAGCGACGGAAGCACGUCCAACUCGGAGCCGGAGGAAGGACAUCUAUCCGCCACCCGAAAAUACCGCGCCAGCAUUUCCAGGACUCCCCACAGCGUCGCACCGAAGAGUAGCGGACGGCGAACGACGCUUCCUGCGGCGUGUCCGGACAACAGUCACGUGGGCCUCAUGGCGAUCCUCUACAACAACAUCGGCAAAGACCUGGCUCGCGUGUCCAUGCCGGCCGCGCUCAACGAGCCCGUCAACCUGCUGCAGCGACUGUGCGAGGAGCUGGAGUACAGCCAGCUGCUGGACGCCGCCAGCGCCACCGCAGACCCCUACCAGAGGAUGGUGUACAUCGCCGCCUUCGCCAUCUCGGGCUACUCCACCGCUACCUUCCGAAGCCGCUACAAGCCCUUCAACCCCGUCCUGGGCGAGACCUACGAGUGCGUGCGGGACGAUCGCGGCUUUCGCUUCAUCAGCGAGCAGGUGUGCCACCAUCCUCCCAUUUCUGCUUGCCACGCAGAAUCGGAGAACUUUUCCUUCUGGCAAGACCAGAGGUGGAAGAACAAGUUUUGGGGAAAGUCGUUGGAGAUCGUGCCGACUGGCACGGUGAACGUCACGAUUCCCAGGUACGGCGAUCACUACGAGUGGAACAAAGUGGUGACGUGCAUCCACAACGUGCUGAGUCAGCAGCGCUACCUGGAACAUUACGGAGAAGUCACCAUUCGCAACCUGAAGAGCAAGGCGUGCACCUGCAAGAUCACCUUUGUCAAGUCGCGCUACUGGGGCUCGGAGGCCAACAAGAACGAGGUCCAGGGCACCGUGCUGGACCCGAGCGGCAGCGUCAUCCACCGCUUCGGAGGUCUGUGGCACGAGGGAAUCUUCUGUGACACCCUGCCUACGCCCAAAUGCGUCUGGAAGCCAAACCCUCAACCCAAAGACCACCUGAUCUACUAUGGCUUCUCCACCUUCGCCAUGGAGCUCAACCAGCUCACAGCGGACCUCAAACCUCUGCUGCCCCCUACUGACAGUCGCCUGCGCCCUGACCAGAGGAUGCUGGAGGAGGGCCGAGUGGACGAGACGGACAGAAAGAAAGACGACAUCGAGGAGCUGCAGAGGGAGAGGAGGAAGGAGCUCGCCGAGAAAGGAGAGGAGCACGUCCCGGCUUUCUUCAAAAAAGCCAAAGACUGUUGCGGGCGCGACGUGUGGCUGACAAACGGAACUUACUGGAAACUCCGAGAGGAUCCCGGCUUGGCCAAGCUCCCGAGUGUAACGCUGUGGUGACGACGUCAACGCACACACAAAGACAACAGAGCAAAACAAAAGCACACAUGAUCUGCGGCGGACGCCCGUGACUGGAUCAUGGCCGCCCACAUCACCAGUUUUCAACUUUUCUAAAAACAUGACUGUAAACUUUGCAACCAAAGAUUGAACUCAUUUUAGAAAAAUGUACACUUUUAACAGGGAACUUUGCAUGUGUGAAAAAGGGCAUACUACGUUUUCCUUUAUGCUUUAUUUGAAGUGAAAAAAAAAUAAUAAAAAUAAACAGUACAAUAAUACA